This is a messenger RNA of Rodentolepis nana, 1545 nucleotides long. NCBI's taxonomy places the organism in Eukaryota, Metazoa, Platyhelminthes, Cestoda, Cyclophyllidea, Hymenolepididae. The record is from the annotation of a GenBank genome assembly.
AUGAACCCUCCUAAAGGUGAAAAUGGCAAUGGUAAUCACAAUCCACUUCACCAUAUGUUACAAAUGGCGCGAAAGCCAGCUGUUCUAGUUUCUCCUCGUCGUCAUCUUUCCGACUUGCUUUAUGUAGAACAUUACGAAAAUGGUGGAGGCUAUGUCCUUCAUGCCUAUGCUCAUGAGUUAGCACAUCUUACAAAAGAUGAAGUUUCAAUUCUCACAAAAAAAUUUUUCAGAUCACUAUUUACUGAACGUCAGAAGAAAGGUAUCUCCGUACCAUUCUCAUACUUUUGCAUUGGAAUUGUUCAUGGCGCUGCUAAACACAUGCCCGAAUUAGUUAAUCAUAUUGGUAAACAUCAUUCCAAUCUCAUCGUCUCAACUAGUCCACUUGAAACCAAAAAUGCCUCCUUUACGAUCACUGCCGAAGAAUUCUCUGAGAAUGCUUUCCGCACUUAUAUCAAUGGUUGUUACCGUUACGGUCCAAUGCAUGCAAUCAGUUUGGUGGGAACUAAGGGUGAAGAAAGAGGGAAAUUUUGUGAUGAUAUUCUGGAGAUGAUUGCUAGAGAUCCUUUCCUUGGUUUGGUUCUCCCGUGGGGAAAGUUGUCAUCUCUUUGUUCGAUGGACCCAAAGCAAAGUAAUGAUGGACCCAUCCUUUGGGUCAGACCUGGUGAACAGGCUCUACCUCUUCAUGGAACCUCUAAGAGUAUAUACAAGCUGCAAGAAGGAAUAUCCAAAGAUUGUAGUGACUCCAGCUUGGUUAACGCAUCUAUGCGUGUUAGUAAGAUUGCUUUUAUGCGGAAAGCAGUCAAUGUUUUACUCGGUACAUCCACCUCAUCUCGACUGAGCAAUCCUCGCCAAAUUCUUAUUCCAGAUCGGACUCCAUGCCAUGCAGAUCAUGCAGAUGAUGGAUUACUACGCCACACAACUGCCGCAAUAGGUCUACUAAAGGCGCUGCAUCUACCGAAACGCCUGCGAACAUCGUCAAAGGAGGAUAAUAGCAAUGAGCUCUCAAAGGUCCAAGAAGGGAAUGAGGGGAAUCCCUACACUGAGGACUCGGUUUCUGGACGUAUCGUCAAGGACGCUGUCGUGUUCGACCCAAGACACUACUGGGAUCUUGUUGAACGACUGGGUCUGGAUAUUAUGGAGCCUCCAGUUAGUCAGUGUGGCAACUUCUGGGCAGACGAUGGUGAAUUGAACCUCCUUCGAAUGGAGGGCUUCCGAUAUGCUCGAGUUCCACUUCGAGACAAUGAUAUCUACUUUCUUCCUCGCGGUGUUGUCCAUCAAUUCAAAACAGUCUCAGCUGGAACUAGUAUAGCAUGGCACACACGACUCAAGAUGUACUAUCCGCCUGACUCCUCACCUAUUCCGUCAACUUCUUCUCCGCACCAAGUUGCUGAAGCGCCUACCCUCCUUCAAACCUCCCCCUUCAUUACUGCCGCCGCGAAUGAGGCUGCUAUUCACACGGAAAAGGCUUGGCUUCGAACCCUUAAGCGUUCAGCAUCUCAGAUGAGCAGCCCUACCCCCUCUCUACCCGAGAAAAUGAGGAAAUAA